Enterobius vermicularis (human pinworm) is the source of this 1209-nucleotide messenger RNA. The record is from the annotation of a GenBank genome assembly. NCBI's taxonomy places the organism in Eukaryota, Metazoa, Nematoda, Chromadorea, Rhabditida, Oxyuridae.
AUGGUUGAGCAGGUAACCGAAUCUGAUGGAGCCAACCGUGAGGAAGAAGAGCGAAAACGUGCUUUAGCCGCUUACAGAAGGAAGCUGGCUGAGUACCGUGAAGUCGAACAGCGGCUUAAAGAACUUCGAAAAAAGGAAAAGGAAAUGGAGAAGGAACAUGAUAAAUCAGAGAAUGAUAUCAAGUCACUGCAGUCUGUUGGACAAAUAGUUGGUGAGGUGCUGAAACAGCUCACAGAAGAAAAGUUUAUAGUUAAAGCGACAAAUGGACCGCGCUAUGUGGUAGGGUGUCGUCGGUCUAUCAAUAAAGAUGCUCUCAAGCAGGGCACUCGUGUCGCCCUGGACAUGACUACUCUGACCAUAAUGCGCCAGCUUCCCAGAGAAGUUGACCCUUUAGUUUACAAAAUGAGCCAUGAAGAUCCUGGAAAUAUUUCUUAUUCGGAGGUUGGUGGGUUGAGCGAACAGAUUCGGGAAUUAAGAGAGGUUGUUGAACUCCCACUAAUCAACCCUGAUUUGUUUCGUCGUGUUGGCAUAACGCCUCCAAAAGGAUGUCUUUUAUACGGACCGCCCGGAACAGGCAAGACCCUUCUAGCGAGAGCAGUGGCUUCACAACUGGACUGUAAUUUCCUGAAGGUCGUUUCUUCUGCUAUUGUCGACAAAUAUAUAGGAGAAUCUGCACGAAUGAUCCGGGAGAUGUUUAAUUAUGCCCGCGACCACCAGCCUUGUAUAGUUUUUAUGGACGAAAUUGAUGCUAUUGGUGGCCGUCGGUUUUCCGAAGGGACCUCAGCUGAUCGAGAAAUUCAGCGUACGCUUAUGGAACUUCUAAAUCAAAUGGAUGGCUUUGAUUCCCUGGGUAAAGUCAAAAUCAUCAUGGCCACUAAUCGCCCUGAUACAUUAGAUCCUGCGUUAUUAAGGCCAGGUCGACUUGAUAGGAAAAUAGAAAUCCCCUUGCCUAACGAACAGAGCCGUUUGGAAAUUUUAAAAAUUCAUGCUAGUGGUAUAACCAAACUGGGCGAAAUAGAUUACGAAGCGGUAGUGAAACUCUCUGAUGGUUUUUCGGGGGCAGAUUUGAGGAACGUUUGUACUGAAGCAGGGCUUUAUGCAAUUCGAGCAGAAAGGGAGUACGUUAUCGAUGAAGAUUUUAUGAAGGCAGUCCGGAAAGUUGGUGAUUCUAAGAAGCUUGAAACCAGACUGGAUUAUAAACCAGUGUAG